UAGUUUUCACUCAGAACCCGGACUGCAAAGCACACGUGCUACUGGCAAGUGAUGUUCAAGCAGACCUGCUCCGAUUUGACGAAGCUGCCGAAGCAGAAGGUCCGCCAGUGGCUGUCCACCUUCGAGUCCGUGAUCUGCGACGCGGAUGGCGUCCUGUGGCACUUCUCGAAAGCCCUCGAAGGGUCGGCGGAUGUCUUCAACCUUCUGAGUGCUUCCGGCCGAAAGACCUUCGUGGUGUCGAACAACUCGGAGAUCUCGCGGACGGAUAUGGCGAAGAAGGCCAAAGACCUUGGCUUCGAGGUCGAGGAAGCCAGUGUCCUGACUUCGUCCUUCUCGGUGGCCAACUUCCUGAGCGCCAAGAACUUCCAGAAGAAGGCGUUCGUCAUGGGCGAGAACGGAAUCCAGCAGGAGCUGGAGUGCCUGGGCAUUUCCACCGUGAUCAUGGCGGAGAAGCUGGAGAAGCCCCUCCACGAGUUCGUGGCGGACCUCAAGCUGGAUCCCGAGGUGGGGGCGGUGGUGGUGGGCAAGGACGAGGACUUCAACAUGGCCAAGCUGGUGCGGGCCGGCACCUAUCUGCUGAAUCCGGAGACGUUAUUCCUGGGCACCUGCCUGGAUGCCGCCUACCCCAUCGGCAACAACCGCGUGGUCUUGGGCGCCGCAGCCCCGUUGGCGGCCAUGAAGGCCCUCACCGGCAGGAUGCCGCUGGUGAUGGGGAAGCCCAAUCCCUGGAUGGCGGCUCCCCUCCUGCAGAGUGGCCUCAUCAAGCCGGAAACCACGCUGAUGGUGGGCGACACACUGGAGACGGAUAUCCAUUUCUCCGCGAACUGCGGCUUCCAGUCCCUGAUGGUCGGAAGCGGGGUGAACAGCCUGAAGGACGUGCAGAAGAUCCUCGAGGAGGGCGACCCGAAGCAGAUGAACCUGGUGCCGGAUACCUACCUCCCCAGCCUCGGCCACUUGCAGGAGUUCCUCUGCUAGGCGCACUCAACUUGUAAAUUACCACUGCCAAAGACUCUGCAUAAAAUCAAUACCUCCGAAGCGGCCUGCCUCCCAUGUCGUCCGCAAAUCUGGGCCCUUUUUCGGGUCUCGGUCCCUUGUCAAAAGUCGAACACUUGCAGUCCCAACAGCAACAAAACAAACACGGCCAACAUCCACAUUCUCAUCCACAGCCACAUCCUCGGCGGCGUUCGUCACUUCAUCGCCGUCGUCGCCGACAGAUGCGGUCUGGGAUGCCACUCCUCGUCACCAGGACUAUCCUCUUUUCAAUACCCACACUGAGAGAAAAGCAUCAGAACAAUUUCAUAAAAUAGAAAGACUUCAGAUGAUUUAGAUUUGGUUUUAAUAUUUCACUAGCUCUUAAAACUUCAAUCUAAAUUAAAGAAAUUGCGUUUGCAUUUGUUUUUUUGUAAAAA
Messenger RNA from Drosophila ficusphila, 1409 nucleotides. RefSeq names its product chronophin. Gene Ontology annotation, molecular function: phosphatase activity. The transcript is spliced from 2 exons. Bases 52 to 975 code for a protein of 307 amino acids. The record is from RefSeq and is a predicted model, not a curated record. Lineage: Eukaryota; Metazoa; Arthropoda; Insecta; Diptera; Drosophilidae. Gene Ontology annotation, cellular component: cytoplasm.